GCCGCUCGGGUUGCCCCGCCAAAUAUUGCGUCCUGGGAUUCGCGACGCCUCCAAACGGCUGGCUGCACGUCUUAAGGGGAGCAGCACCGCACCAUGCGCCUGCCGCCGUGCAUUCGAAAUCCACACAAUUGCGCGCCCAUGGAUAUGCAAUACCUUGCUUGGAAAUAACCUUCACACCCCAAAAUCGCAAGCCAAUUCCCUGAACAUGGCUUCGCAGAGCCGUCUGCCGUCGAUUCGGCGCCCUGGCGGAUCGGGGUCCACCAAUGGAAAAUCGCGGCCUCUGUCUAUGUUCGAAAUGUCCGCCGAUGGAUUGCGAUCUUUGGGAGAAUCAGCCUCGAAUUUGUUAUCCUCGAGCGAUACCAAUACUUCGACCAAGCAAUCAAAGCGACGAAGUUUGCUUCCACAAUUUUCGAGAAAGGGCUCGGCCGAUACACGAGAUGUGGUAGCUGCGAUCAGAGAGGAUGAAAGCGAGAGUGCAGAUGGCUCCUCCGUUACAGACAGCAUUCAGGAGGAUAGAAGGGCAAUGCCUCCCCCAGCGAAACCUGCAAAGCAAGUACUGAAACCACCGGCCGCAAGCGGUUCCAAAGACAGCCAACCGAGCACUCCCUUGCACACGACUGUCGGACUACCAUCAGACAGCGCUCACAAGCGCAAUACUUCCUCAAAGAUGCCGAGUAUCCCUGGUCCGCGCACCUCGAGCAUACCUGGAAAAUCAGGCCAUGCGCGGACCACUAGCUCUAUGAGUAUGCAGGGUUACCAUAAUCGAACAGCCAGCACGGCAUCCAUUGCAGGCGACAGACGACCUACAUUGGGCACCGGUCGGCCGCCCACAUCAGGGUCGAUCAAGGCUUCGGGCCAACACUCUCCACCACGUCCUGUAUCAAGAUCGACUGGCAAAUCCGCGCUCCCGCCCCCAUCACGCCCUACAUUCUCAACGUACCAACAGCACUACAGCCCUGCGAAGUCUAUACAACCCAAGCCUGCUGUGCCUAUCGCCAAGGGUGUAGCGCCUGCGGUUGCGCCUGAGGAGGAGGAAGAGGAGGAGGUCCCAAUCACGUUUGAUGUGGCUAAAGACCAGAUCGAACUGCUACAGCUGUCUCUACUUCAUCAGACUUCGGCCUCGACCUUGAGAGCGUACGAGUAUAGCGCCAAGCAUAAGCUGAGCCACCGGCAUGCCAAACUUCAGCAAGCCUUCAGCACUAUCGAGGAAGAGGAACGCGAGCAGCGCAGGCAUAUAAAUCUGGAUGCCCUGGAAACUUGGUGUGUGGACUCUCAGCUUCUGGUCGAACACCUGCAAAUCCUAAACCGUGUCGUGGCCGAUUUGCACUCACUGACGGAACCCGGAAGUCGCUUUGAAGAGCUCGCAACAACCUUUGAGGACUGGAUCAUGGCUGCAGAGAAGUCCUUGACGGGCGGCGAUCAGGUCACAUCCUUCAUCGAGCCGCUCUCGGAAUCCUGGAGGACGGCUCAUACUUCGCUAGCAAUCAAACUGCGGUCGGUACAACAAGAUAUUGCCCAAUUCCCGCCCUUGCCUCGGGAGACCCAGCCAGGCAACCCUUCAAGCCUACAACUGAUUCUUACAACCUGCUCGAAGCUCGUCGAUGGAAUGUUGCGGGAGCUCGACAUGAUGACGAAGAUCCAAAAGGAGGUGCUGCGCCGAGGUCACGCGCAGGUCGACGAUUCCAUCAAGGAGCUUUUAGCUUCCAACGAAGGAAAUGCAACAAAGAAGACUUGGACACCUGCAUGGCACCAAGGAACGUGAGACGUACGGGAACAAAUGAAUUUGUAAUCUGCCAAUCAUAUCAGCAAUCUCGGCCUUCUAAAUCCGACUGCAAUCGACCCUAUACUAGUUGCCCGCAUCGGUCUGGGCUUCGGAAUCGA
Messenger RNA from Dissoconium aciculare CBS 342.82, 1881 nucleotides. RefSeq lists its product as uncharacterized. The transcript has a single exon. Bases 206 to 1762 code for a protein of 518 amino acids. NCBI's taxonomy places the organism in Eukaryota, Fungi, Ascomycota, Dothideomycetes, Mycosphaerellales, Dissoconiaceae. The record is from RefSeq and is a predicted model, not a curated record.